AUAACCGGGCGAAUUGGCAUCGAUCUUCCCGCCCAGCCACUCUCACCAGGGAAGCGAGAGCUAGGGAAUAUAUGCAUCACAUGUUACGCGAACGAAUCUCCUUUCACGAUUUUGUUCGAGAGAGGAAGCAGACUCUUUAAAGGCCUUCGUCAACCCGGGUGGGCUCAUCGCGAAGCAUUGAUUGCGCUCUGUGCUUGCAUAUCCGGCGAUAUUGGCAGGUCAACAACCAUGGAUACGGAGGGUACAUGAGCUUCGCUAUCGCCACUGGUGCAAGCUCGAUACCUUUCAGUUCAGUCUUACAUCCGCGUUGUCGAUGAUGGCCCCGCUUUUCUCAAUCAUUGCGGCUAUAGCUCUUUGUGCGACAGCGGUCGCCGCAACAUCAAUUGAAAACAAGACCUAUGAGUACAUAGUCGUAGGUUCUGGACCCGGCGGUGGGCCACUUGCAUCCAAUCUUGCCCGAGCUGGUCACUCAGUGUUACUUCUUGAAGCGGGAGAUGACCAGACGGAAAACCUCAAUGUGUCGAACUGGGUGAACUUCAAUCUAGCCGGCAACGAUCCCGUUACACGCUGGGACUUCUUCGUGAAGCAUUCCGAUGACGAGGCUAGGGAAGCGAGGUACUUGCAUCGAACGUGGCGUAAGUCGGAUGGAGGGUUCUACGUCGGCAUCGAGCCGCCGACGGGAUCUGAAGCUCUUGGGAUUUACUAUCCGCGCGCGGGCACUCUAGGUGGGUGUGCGAUGCACAACGGCUGCUUGACCAUGAACCCCAACGAUGCAGACUGGGAUGAAAUUGCAGAGAUGACCGAGGACGACUCAUGGUCGCAUGAGAAUAUGAGGAAGUAUCUCAUCAAGCUCGAAAAGGUGCACUACAACAGCACAUACAAGCAUGGUCACGACGGCUGGCUCGACAUGACCAUGCUAGACCCAGGUUACACUACCAGUGCGGAUGCGAAGCAGCUCAGUGAGCUCGCAGCACAGGCUGCUGGCUACCCAGUCUCCUCCGCUUCGACGUUACUGCAGCGCGAUAUGAAUGGCGCUCAGCCAGAUCGAGACCAGCUUGUUGGACCUUUCGGUGGGGUCAGCCACAUCAACCCCAACGGACGUCGGUCAUCUCCUGGGUACUACGCAAGAGACACAGCUGCUUCUGGUAAAUACCCUCUAACCAUCUCGCUGGAUACACUUGCCACGAAGAUCAUCUUCGAUAAGGUGUCUACAGGACCACCUAGAGCAGUCGGUAUCGAGUACUUGCAAGGCAAGAGCUUGUACGGUGCUGAUCCUCGUUCCAACGCUGAAGACAAGGGUGUCGCAGGGAAAGCGUUCGCAUCUAAAGAAGUCAUUAUCUCUGGCGGCGCAUUCAACUCACCGCAACUGCUCAUGCUCUCUGGGAUUGGUCCGCUCGAUCAACUUACGAAGUUCAACAUCUCGCCCGUGGUAGAGUUGCCAGGUGUGGGUAGACAGAUGGCCGACAACUAUGAGGCUGGUAUAUUGUCAGUCGGAAAGCGUGCUGUUACUGGCAUGUCGGAGAUCUUUCCCAACUUCUGGAAGACUUCCACUUCGCAACUGGGAAUUCGCGACAUCUACAUGUGGUGUGGUUCUUUCGCAUUCGAAGGCUUCUGGCCAGGCUUUCCAAAUCGCCCUCCACACUUCAACGAGACCUACGGCCCAGCACAAUACGAGUGCGCAAUGGUCCACAUGAACCCGCGUUCGCAAGCCGGCACGGUCGAACUUCGAUCCGCCAACCCGCGCGAUGCGCCUGCCAUCAAUCUCAACUUCUUCAAAGACGGCGCAGAGGAAGAUAUCCAAGCCAUCUACGAAGGUGUCGAGUGGGUACGUUCCUGGCUGUCAAAAGUGGACCCGUCUGCGCAUGAUUCGCUAGCACCUUUCGAAGAGCUCCACCCCUGCGAGGGUGUGAUAGGGAAGCAAAACUGCACAGUUGAGAGCCAGAAAAUGUUCAUCAAGGAGCAAGCGUACAGCCAUCACGCUAGUAGCAGUUGUAGGAUUGGUGCUAAUGGAGAUAAGUUCGCGGUACUGGAUAGCAAGUUCAGGGUGAGGGGAACGAAGGGUCUGCGAGUUGUAGAUGCAAGCUCGUUCCCAAAGGUGCCUGGAGGUUUCCCUAUACUGCCUACCAUGAUGAUCAGCGAAAAGGCUACCGAAGUUAUACUCGCUGGGUUGUAAGGUCGCAUACCUACGUAGCUCGCCUGCGCAUCCAACGCAGUCAGUAAAUUGUUCGCAGACAAACUCAGCUUGUACAUGCUCUGAUAUGGGUCUGUUUGUCCGUGGAAAGUCUGCGGCCAGCAUAGACAACAACGUUUAGUCUGCUCAGCCGGAAUGCCAUAACGUCCCCAAGGUUGGAGAUCGCGAUCUCGGAGUUCGCAGCCCGCACAGUCGGACCUUCUUGUCCGACCCAGAACGCGACCGCCGUACCUGCCCAUGCAGCGUCCUAUCGCGUGGACCUACUGCAUCGGGAUUUUGCGACAAUACUCACAGCUUCGAUGAAUAGGCGAUGAGAGAAUAGUGCAGCGUCCAAAGAUGGUAGCUGUCAUACACGCGGUGC
This is a messenger RNA of Alternaria rosae, 2552 nucleotides long. RefSeq lists its product as uncharacterized. Bases 314 to 2173 code for a protein of 619 amino acids. Gene Ontology annotation, molecular function: oxidoreductase activity, acting on CH-OH group of donors; flavin adenine dinucleotide binding. NCBI's taxonomy places the organism in Eukaryota, Fungi, Ascomycota, Dothideomycetes, Pleosporales, Pleosporaceae. The transcript is spliced from 4 exons. The record is from RefSeq and is a predicted model, not a curated record.